Messenger RNA from Lacerta agilis (Sand lizard), 2860 nucleotides. Its product is annotated as very long-chain acyl-CoA synthetase-like. Gene Ontology annotation, molecular function: long-chain fatty acid transmembrane transporter activity; long-chain fatty acid-CoA ligase activity. The coding region runs from base 91 to 1953 and encodes 620 amino acids. NCBI's taxonomy places the organism in Eukaryota, Metazoa, Chordata, Lepidosauria, Squamata, Lacertidae. Gene Ontology annotation, cellular component: endoplasmic reticulum. The transcript is spliced from 10 exons. The record is from RefSeq and is a predicted model, not a curated record.
CCAUUCAGCACUGCUCAGACGGAGGCUGCAAGAGGUAGUGUGUGCCUGCGGCUUGCAGGGCCCUGGGUCUUCUGAGGUGAGAUCCCAGCCAUGCUGGGCCUCUACACAAUUGUGAUAGGGCUCCUGAUCCUUCUGCUCCUCCUGGGGAAUGUUUUCUUCCCCUACCUUUGGCUGGACUUGGUUUUCUUCUUCAACAUCCUUCAAACAGGAUACAAAUGCCACAGGUGCCUCAGCCGCAAACCUCCCAUCACCUUACUGGACUUCUUCUUGGCCAAAGUCCAGAAGCACCCAGAGAAGCCCCUGGUCCUCUUUGGAGACGAAACCUAUUCCUACCGAGAUAUCGACAGGCGCAGCAGUCAGCUGGCCAGAGUGCUCCGGGACCACGUAGGGCUGAAAGAAGGGGAAACGGUGGCUGUUUUCCUAAAGAACGUCCCUGCCUAUCUCUGGGUCUGGAUGGGACUGGAGAAGAUUGGCAGUGUCAUGGCGUGUAUCAACUAUAACAUCCGAGCCAAGUCUCUCUUGCAUGCCCUCAGCUCCUGCAAGGCCAAAGUGCUACUGACAACUCCAGAUUUCAAGGCUGCCAUUGAGGAUGUCCUUCCUGCUCUAAAGAAUGAAGGAGUCCAAGUUUUCUUCCUGAGUGAAGACUCCCCAACCGAGGGCGUGGAAGCUUUGCUGGGGCAGAUCCGGUCCAGCUCAGGCGAGCCUGUGCCCAUUUCCUUCAGAGCCAAAGUGACCCCUCAGUCAUCAUCCCUGUAUAUUUUCACCUCUGGGACCACAGGCAUGCCGAAAGCGGCUAUCAUCACCCAGUCGAAGCUGCUCAAAGUGUGCCAUAUGUUUCGCAUGUGCGGGGUCACACCUAAGGAUGUCAUCUACAUCCCGCUGCCGAUGUACCACUCAGCUGCCCUUCUUCUUGGGACGGGAGGGUGCCUGGAGGUUGGAUGCACAAUUGCCUUGAGGUCUAAGUUUUCUGUUUCCCAUUUCUGGGAUGACUGUAGGCGAUACCGUGUCACUGUGAUCCAGUAUGUUGGAGAAAUGAUGCGCUACCUCUGUAAUGCACCAAAGACAGACAGCGACCGAGACCACUGCGUGCAACUGGCAAUAGGCAACGGCAUGCGUGUGGAGGUCUGGAAGGAGUUCCUGCGUCGAUUCAGACCCAUCCAAAUCCACGAAUUCUACGGCGCCACGGAGGGGAAUGUCGGAUUUAUUAACUACAUCGGGAAGGUUGGAGCCAUGGGAAAGACAAACUUCCUCCACAAGAAACUGGCAAAAUUCGAACUGGUCCAAUAUAACAUUGACCAGGAUGAGCCGGUGAGGGACGAGAAAGGAUAUUGCAUCCCAGUGGCCACAGGCGAGACAGGUUUACUGGUGGCCAAGAUCACUAGCCAUACCCCGUUCUCUGGCUACGCAGGAGACCAACAGAAGUCGGAGAAGAAGAUUCUCCGGGAUGUUUUUACCAAAGGAGACUGCUACUUCAACAGCGGCGACCUCCUGAUGCAAGACCAUGAUGGCUUUCUGUAUUUUCAGGACCGGGUAGGAGACACUUUCCGCUGGAAAGGGGAGAAUGUGGCCACCACAGAGGUUGAGACGACCUUGGCGAUGCUGGAGUCGGUUCAGGAAGCCAGUGUCUAUGGAGUGCCAGUGCCAGGACACGAAGGAAAGAUUGGGAUGGCAUCCAUAUGCCUGAAGAAUGGGCUGCCUUUUGAUGGAAAGGAGGUGUAUGCCCAUGCUAAGGACUGCUUGCCAAACUAUGCUAUACCUCGCUUCAUUCGCAUCCGGGACAUGCUGGAGACCACAGGCACUUUUAAGCAGCUCAAAAGUCAACUGGUGAAGGAAGGAUUUGACCCUGUCACUAUCAGGGACCCCCUCUUCUUCCUAGAUGACUCGGAAAAAAGUUACGUGCCAAUGACUCAGCAAAUCUUCAGUGCCAUUGCAGAGAAGAAACUGAAGCUGUGAAUGCCUCUUUAGCUGUCCUAGUAGCACAGGAAACCCAGGAACAGCUAGAGCACUGAACACUUCGGCUUCUGUCUGGGAAGGGCAUGCAUGCAUUUCCAUGAAUUCUUGAGAAUCCUGCACAAGUUAGUUUGGAGGACCUUUUUUUUUUUAAAGGAGUGCCUGGUUUUUCUUUUUCCCUGUAGACUUUGUCCUUCUGUGUUCACACAAUACAUUUGCUCUGCAAUGUAUAUAUUGCAAACUACGUACAUGAGGCUGUCACCGGGGUACUCUGCUCCCUAUACACUGGAAUUUCCUUCUUUUUUGGGGGCGUGUUAUUACACGUUUGCAUGUAGCUGUGCACACAUGUGCAAAUGUGGUCCAGGGAUUAAUGUUAACCUAUCCAAGAAGCAAUCUGGUGUUUGUUUUGUUUUUAAGAGAGGUGUCCUGAUCUUUGCCAGUUGCCACUUUUGUGUAUAUUGCAAGGAGACAUCUGUGUGUCAUUUGCAGAGAUCUUCCAGGCAAUAUGUUUGUGGAGCAUUCAAUUCGUUUUCGCAAAGUUUGUGCAGACAUCGCAUCAAACAAUUGCUAUUCUGCAGUUUCCAGUGCAUUUCCCUGUCACUUCCCUUACCAAAAGUUUGGGAUGUUUGUUUGUUUGUUUGUUUGUUUGAAGCAGGUUUGCUGCACAAGAUAAUCAAAUCUGCUUUAAUUGCACAACCUAAAUUUGCUGGUAUAGGAUGUUUAAAUGCUGCCACUUAAAUUCAGGUGAACCAGCCUCAGAAAGCACAGUGUGAUCUUCAUGCUUCUAGGCUGGAACCUCAUGAGGAAAUAUCACGUUGUCUUCUCAUUAGUUUGUGUUCUCCUUUUGUAUUUUUAUGUUGUGAACCACCUUGUGUACUUUGGAUGGAUUUAAUAAAUAAUAUUAAUGAUA